CUCAGCAGUGUGUCCCAUGAAGCUGUUGUUUGGACCAGCAGUGAGCUCUGAGAGGCGUAUUCAGGAGGCAGAGGAGAGCAGAAGGAGAAGCAAAGCCCCGCGCUGCUGAGAGAGCUGAUCCCAAACCUCCCUUCAUGGUUGAGUCUGCUGAAGAGACGGGACGCAGGUUGGAAAUGCAGCCGGGCACACAGGUUCCUUAUCCCCUGGAGAUGGGCUCCUUCCCUCACUUCUAUUCCCCUGUGCAUGCCAGCACCACAUCUGUGAGCCUGUCAUCGAGCCUUUCCACGGGAAGUUCAGUGGACGGGCACCACAACUACCUCGAGGCCCCUGCGAACGCCGCCCGGGCGCUGCCGUCGCCCAUGAACGCCAUCGGGUCCCCGGUGAAUGCGCUGGGCUCCCCCUACAGAGUCAUCGCGUCCUCCAUCGGCUCACACCCCGUCGCUCUGUCCUCAGCCCCGGGCAUGAACUUUGUGACACACGCCAGCCCGCAGCUCAAUGUCCUGAACAAUGUCAGCAACUCAGAGGAUGUCAAGCCCUUGCCGGGUCUCCCAGGGAUUGGGAACAUGAAUUAUCCAUCUACAAGUCCCGGAUCCUUAGCCAAACACAUCUGUGCCAUCUGUGGGGACAGAUCCUCAGGGAAGCACUAUGGGGUGUACAGCUGUGAGGGCUGCAAAGGCUUCUUCAAGAGGACAAUCCGUAAGGACCUGAUCUACACUUGCCGGGACAACAAGGACUGUCUCAUAGACAAGCGCCAACGCAACCGCUGCCAGUACUGCCGCUAUCAGAAGUGCCUCGCCAUGGGGAUGAAGAGGGAAGCUGUGCAGGAGGAGAGGCAGAGGAGCAGGGAGCGGAGUGAGAAUGAGGCCGAGUCCACGAGCAAUGGCAGCGAGGACAUGCCUGUGGAGAGGAUCCUGGAAGCUGAGCUGGCAGUGGAACCCAAGACAGAGGCAUACGGUGACAUGACCACAGAGAGCUCGACAAAUGACCCUGUCACAAACAUAUGCCAUGCAGCUGACAAGCAGCUCUUCACACUCGUCGAGUGGGCCAAGCGAAUCCCCCACUUCUCUGACCUGACGCUGGAAGACCAAGUCAUUCUCCUCCGGGCAGGCUGGAAUGAGCUGCUCAUUGCGUCUUUCUCCCACCGCUCCGUGUCGGUGCAGGACGGCAUCCUCCUGGCCACAGGCUUGCACGUGCACCGCAGCAGUGCCCACAGCGCUGGGGUGGGCUCCAUCUUUGACAGGGUUUUGACAGAGCUGGUGUCCAAAAUGAAGGACAUGCAGAUGGAUAAGUCGGAGCUGGGGUGCCUGCGAGCCAUUGUCCUGUUUAACCCAGAUGCCAAGGGUUUGUCCAGCCCCUCAGAAGUGGAGUCACUGAGGGAGAAGGUCUAUGCCACGCUGGAAGCCUACACGAAGCAGAAGUACCCCGAGCAGCCAGGGCGGUUUGCCAAACUCCUUCUGCGUCUGCCGGCGCUGCGGUCCAUCGGACUGAAGUGCCUGGAGCACCUCUUCUUCUUCAAGCUGAUUGGGGACACCCCCAUCGACACCUUUCUCAUGGAGAUGCUGGAGACACCCCUCCAAGUCACUUGAGGGUCUGGCCCCUCUCUGGCCAGCCCCUGGCCCCCCCUGUCCCUGCACAACCUCCUGCCCUCCUCUGAGCCUGUGAGAGCUCCAGAGAUGUCCUUCACCCUCCUGUCCUCCUCAGUGGGAUUGUUGUGGUUUUGUACAGCUGUAAAUCACCCCCUCUAACCCUCCCUGGCCUGUCCAGGGGUGGGUCACAGGUCCUCUGCCCAGCUAACCAUUCCCUUGUCCCCCUGUACAGAUAAUUGCUUUAAAUUAUUUUUUCAUUCUCAAUAAAAGUCAACAAAACAAAUAAAACAAUGUGAGCUGG
Chiroxiphia lanceolata (lance-tailed manakin) is the source of this 1887-nucleotide messenger RNA. RefSeq names its product retinoid X receptor gamma (gene RXRG). The coding region runs from base 135 to 1586 and encodes 483 amino acids. The transcript has 12 exons. The record is from RefSeq and is a predicted model, not a curated record. Gene Ontology annotation, molecular function: nuclear steroid receptor activity; nuclear receptor activity; retinoic acid-responsive element binding. Gene Ontology annotation, biological process: positive regulation of transcription by RNA polymerase II; retinoic acid receptor signaling pathway; response to retinoic acid. Lineage: Eukaryota; Metazoa; Chordata; Aves; Passeriformes; Pipridae. Gene Ontology annotation, cellular component: RNA polymerase II transcription regulator complex; nucleus.